Molecule: messenger RNA, 3128 nt
Organism: Balaenoptera acutorostrata (minke whale)
Lineage: Eukaryota; Metazoa; Chordata; Mammalia; Artiodactyla; Balaenopteridae
Gene: ADRA1B
Product: adrenoceptor alpha 1B
Exons: 6
Coding region: 1530-3086 (518 amino acids)
Biological process (GO): regulation of vasoconstriction; adenylate cyclase-activating adrenergic receptor signaling pathway; positive regulation of cytosolic calcium ion concentration
Cellular component (GO): membrane
Molecular function (GO): alpha1-adrenergic receptor activity
Source: RefSeq, a predicted model, not a curated record
GCUCUGAAUCCCCUCUCCUUGCGCGCCGUGAAACAAAGAAGCAAGAAAAAGUCUCUUGCCUCUUCGGCAGCUGCAGACUUUUUCCUGGUCUCCCUCCCAGCCAGCUGUGGUGCGCUAACCCCUUCAGGCUGUGUUCACGCCGCCAACCCCAGUCCUCUCCCUGCGAUCCAACCGAUCCAACCGAAGCCCGAGCCUCAGCUCCCAGCCCCGCCCGCCCCAGCGGCUGAGCAGACAAGCCUCUCUGGCUGGCCCUCAGAGUAAGCUGCAGGAAUAGGCUUCUGCGGGCUUGGAUCUCCUAUUGCUCCCCCGCUCCCACGAGCUGCCGAGGGCCUUUCCUGGCUUGGAGCCACACCCAACUCCUCAUCAGCAUGGUCAUCUUUCCAAAAUUGAGCCGACCUACCACAGGGGGACCAGCAUUCACCAGGUCAGCUCCAGGCAGAGGUGCAGGAUGACUAGAGCUGUUAAUGACCACCACCACCAAAAUACUUGUGAUCUAUCGAAUGACUCGAUUCCCACAUGGUGGAUGUCAAGUUUAAUACAUGUAUCCUGUCAUCUGAUGGCCAGAACAGCUUAAUGAAAACUUCAGUUUUCUUUGGACAUCCAGCCUUCCUCCGUGUAGCCUCAGGUGAAGCUGACUGUACCCCUCAGAGCCAGGGUUCCCAAAGGAGCAGCACCAAGAAGCGGUGAGGUGGGCAGUCCUCCAGACUGAGCAAAGAAACAUUCUAAAGUUUUCAGGUGCCACGCAAGUUGCAGAGCCCCCUAUAUAUGAGUGCUGACUCCAGACGCCCCUCACUAAAGGCAAGCACCCCGAGCCCACUUUUUAAACUGCGGAGUGAAUAGGGGGGAAAAGAAUCCCAGUGGGCUACCUGGGGGUGGGGGACAGGGGGAUCCCCACGCUCAGGUCGCUCUAUCCCCACCCCCGCCCCCGCUCCCCCCACCUUUUCCCCUCCCCCUACUGGCCUGCCCUGGGGGAGACGGGGGCGCGGCCCGCCUCCGGGCUGAGCAGGGUGGCGGCGUCGGGGCUGCGGGCGCCUUCGCUGGACCCGCAUUGCCCCCUAGUGCCGCGCGGAGUCAGGGCGCCGGGCUCCCCCGCCUGAUGUCACCGCCGUGCAGUCAGCCCAGAGGCGGCUCAUUGAAAGCAGACCCUCCUAGGCGCUAGCUGGGCGGAGGCGCCGCUGUCCGCAGACCCGCCGCGGGCCGGGCAGAGCCGGGCGCCCCCUGCCCCGCUGCCCGCUCCUCCCCGCCGCUCCCCGCGAGCCCGGCCCGGCGCGCCUGACGUGGACCGUUAAACUUGGAGCUGCCGCCUCGUCUCCUCUCUCCUCCUCUUCCCUCUGACAGGCGAGCGAGCGGCUCGGUGCAGGCAGGAGACGUGCUGCCGGGCUGGGCUGCCCGGGGGAGAUGACUUCUCGCCAGGAGGGCGCCUCUGGGAAGAAGACCACGGGGGAAGCAAAGUUUCAGGGCAGCUGAGGUGCCUUCGCCAGCCCUUCCCAGCCCUGUCUCCCCUCUGGCUAUGGAGGGCGGACUCUAAAAUGAAUCCCGAUCUGGACACCAGCCACAACACAUCAGCACCUGCCCACUGGGGAGAGUUGAAAAAUGCCAACUUCACUGGCCCCAACCAGACCUCGAGCAACUCCACACUGCCCCAGCUGGACAUCACCAGGGCCAUCUCCGUGGGCCUGGUGCUGGGCGCCUUCAUCCUCUUUGCCAUCGUGGGCAACAUCCUAGUCAUCUUGUCUGUGGCCUGCAACCGUCACCUGAGGACGCCCACCAACUACUUCAUCGUCAACCUGGCCAUUGCCGACCUGCUGCUAAGCUUCACCGUGCUGCCCUUCUCCGCGGCCCUGGAGGUGCUCGGCUAUUGGGUGCUGGGCCGUAUCUUCUGUGACAUCUGGGCCGCCGUGGAUGUCCUGUGCUGCACAGCCUCCAUUUUGAGCCUGUGCGCCAUCUCCAUCGACCGCUACAUCGGGGUGCGCUACUCUCUGCAGUACCCCUCGCUGGUCACCAGGAGGAAGGCCAUCUUGGCGCUCCUCAGCGUCUGGGUCUUGUCCACGGUCAUCUCCAUUGGGCCUCUUCUUGGGUGGAAGGAACCGGCGCCCAAUGAUGACAAGGAAUGUGGGGUCACUGAAGAACCCUUCUAUGCCCUCUUCUCCUCCCUGGGCUCCUUCUACAUCCCUCUGGCGGUCAUACUGGUCAUGUACUGCCGGGUCUACAUCGUUGCCAAGAGGACCACCAAGAACCUGGAGGCUGGAGUCAUGAAGGAGAUGUCCAACUCCAAGGAGCUGACCUUGAGGAUCCACUCCAAGAACUUUCACGAGGACACCCUCAGCAGUACCAAGGCCAAGGGCCACAACCCCAGGAGUUCCAUAGCUGUCAAACUUUUUAAGUUCUCCCGGGAAAAGAAAGCAGCCAAGACCUUGGGCAUUGUAGUCGGUAUGUUCAUCUUGUGUUGGCUACCCUUCUUCAUCGCUCUACCACUUGGCUCCCUGUUCUCCACCCUGAAGCCCCCCGACGCCGUGUUCAAGGUGGUGUUCUGGCUGGGCUACUUCAACAGCUGCCUCAACCCCAUCAUCUACCCGUGCUCCAGCAAGGAGUUCAAGCGCGCCUUCGUGCGCAUCCUCGGGUGCCAGUGCCGCGGCCGCCGCCGCCGCCGCCGUCGCCGCCGCUUGGGCGGCUGCGCCUACACCUACCGGCCGUGGACGCGCGGCGGCUCGCUGGAGCGGUCGCAGUCGCGCAAGGACUCGCUGGAUGACAGCGGCAGCUGCCUGAGCGGCAGCCAGCGGACCCUGCCCUCGGCCUCGCCGAGCCCCGGCUACCUGGGCCGCGGCGCGCCGCCGCCCGUCGAGCUGUGCGCCUUCCCGGAGUGGAAGGCGCCCGGCGCCCUGCUGAGCCUGCCCGCGCCCGAGCCCCCGGGCCGCCGCGGCCGCCACGACUCGGGCCCGCUCUUCACCUUCAAGCUGCUGGCCGAGCCCGAGAGCCCCGGGACCGACGGAGACGCCAGCCACGGGGGCCAUGAGGCCGCAGCCGACGUGGCCAACGGGCAGCCCGGCUUCAAAAGCAACAUGCCCCUGGCGCCUGGGCAGUUUUAGGGCCCCGCGCACCGCUUCCUUUCCCUGGGGAGCCAAUCAUCG